Candoia aspera is the source of this 1500-nucleotide messenger RNA. RefSeq names its product cyclin dependent kinase like 1 (gene CDKL1). Gene Ontology annotation, molecular function: ATP binding; protein serine/threonine kinase activity. The transcript is spliced from 10 exons. The record is from RefSeq and is a predicted model, not a curated record. Gene Ontology annotation, biological process: protein phosphorylation. Gene Ontology annotation, cellular component: nucleus. The coding region runs from base 305 to 1363 and encodes 352 amino acids. NCBI's taxonomy places the organism in Eukaryota, Metazoa, Chordata, Lepidosauria, Squamata, Candoiidae.
CGCCCUGACUGGCAGUUCAGCGUCUGCGGCCGACGGCCCGGAUUGGCGCGUAAAGGAGUCGCGGCUGGAGCCACAUUUUACGCCCGCGGCAGCCGGCGGGAAGCGGGCAGCAGCGGGGUGUUUGCGCCAGCCGAGAGCCAUCGCCCGACGGCUGGGCGGGAUGAAAGCGAAGCCCCGCACCGAGGGUUUAAGAUGAUGGUGGUCUCUUGCAUCUUUUGAAUCAUUCAGAUACUCAAGGGAAUAUCUUACUCACCAGGUCUCACUGACAGUGGAUAACAUCUCCAGAGAUUCUUUUCUGUUAGCAAUGGAGAAAUAUGAAAAGAUCAGUAAGAUCGGGGAAGGCUCUUAUGGGGUUGUUUUCAAGUGCCGGAACAAGGACACAGGACAGAUUGUUGCUAUCAAAAAGUUCCUGGAAUCUGAGGAUGAUCCUGUUAUUAAAAAAAUUGCACUUCGAGAGAUUCGGAUGCUAAAGCAACUGAAGCAUCCCAAUUUGGUCAACCUUCUGGAGGUCUUCCGGAGGAAACGAAAGCUUCACUUGGUCUUUGAAUAUUGUGACCACACAGUCCUUCAUGAACUGGACAAGAAUCCACGUGGGGUCCCAGAACAUCUUGUGAAAAGCAUAACUUGGCAGACUCUCCAAGCAGUGAAUUUUUGUCACAAACACAAUUGCAUACACAGAGAUGUAAAGCCGGAGAACAUCCUUAUAACAAAGCAUUUUGUCAUUAAGCUCUGUGAUUUUGGAUUUGCUCGCAUCUUAACUGGGCCCAGUGACUAUUAUACAGAUUACGUGGCUACCAGGUGGUAUCGUUCUCCUGAGCUCCUUGUGGGUGAUACCCAGUACGGCCCUCCUGUGGAUGUCUGGGCUAUAGGCUGUGUCUUUGCUGAACUGCUUUCAGGCAUCCCACUCUGGCCUGGAAAAUCUGACGUGGAUCAACUUUACUUAAUCAGGAGGACGUUAGGUGAUCUCAUUCCCAGGCAUCAGCAAGUCUUCAGCACAAAUCAGUUCUUCAGUGGGGUGAGGAUACCAGAUCCAGAAAGCAUGGAGCCGCUAGAAAUGAAAUUCCCCACUAUUUCCUACGCUGCUCUAGCACUAAUGAAGGGCUGUCUCCAUAUGGAUCCCACUGAAAGGCUGACCUGUGAACAGCUUCUUCAGCUUCCUUAUUUUGACAGCAUCCGAGAGGUAGAACCUGGGAGGGAACGUGAAAGAUCCAUUACACGGAAACCAAAUCGGCCACCGCGAAGGCAUGUGCCUGGGCUACAGUACCUGCCCCAAUUAACCAGCAGCAACAUUUUACCUGCUUUGGAUAACAAGAAGUACUACUGUGGAACAAGAAAACUUAACUACCGUUUCCCAAACAUCUAAAAAAAGCAGAUGUCACAGCUAGGCCAUCAUGUGUCUUCUUGUGUUCCUAGCCAUGAAGGACCUUGGAAAGACACUCACAGUAUCUAUACCGGCAUAAACUAAAGCAAACCACAAAGUUCUUACUGAAAAGUGAUAAA